AUGCGUGGCGGUCGUGGCGGCGGUCGCGGCGGCGGUCGCGGAGGACGCCGAGGCGGUUUUGGUGCGCCAUGGUCCGAUGACCUUACAAUGAAGGCCGACUCGCGGCCCGUUGAACUGUUUCCGGCGUACUCUGCGCCGAUGGCGGCUCCAUUGACGCAGCAAGAGUGCCAGGCGGUCGACUAUUUCCUGCUCGUCCGCGAACAGACGCACUCCACUCCCCUGUACACGCAGACGCGGACAUGGAAGAGCCUUGAAGGCGCCGGGAGCGGCGGUCCUGGCGGCGGCGGCGCAUCCGGCAAGGCGUACGGCCAGGACCAGAUCAACCGGCAGUACGGCGUACGCAAUAAGGCGACCGUCGACCCCUUCACGUCUGUACCCAUGUACUCGCACCGGUUCCAGACGACAGAGCGCGCGCUGCCGGACCUGUCCGGGCGCCCGUUCAGCAAAGAGCUGUUCCCGCCCGAGUUGUGGCCCACGCUCGACGGCAACGACGACGGGCGGCUGGGCAAAGGCGGCGCCGGUGCCAAGAACAUGCGCGACCGUGUGCUGGCACUGUCGGACGUGACAUCGCUGCGCACAGCCGAGGACAUUUUCCAGACGAAGAAGGCCGAGGACAGUGCGGACGGCGAGAGCGGAACACACAAGGCGCUGGAGCAACUGGAGAAGUUUAAAAAUGUUGGCCUGGACAACGAAGACAAUGUCGAGUUUGACUUGGUGGAGGAUGAGGGCGACUACGACGAGGUGGAGGACGAGGAGUACGACGACGAUGAGGAGGGCGACUACAACGCGGAAGCAGCCUUUGACAAUGGCGACGACGACGACUAUGGCGACGAAUUUGACGAUGGCGGAGGAGGCGGUGACGAAGGCAUGUAUUAG
Sporothrix schenckii 1099-18 is the source of this 876-nucleotide messenger RNA. Its product is annotated as DNA-directed RNA polymerase III subunit RPC7. Gene Ontology annotation, cellular component: RNA polymerase III complex. Gene Ontology annotation, biological process: transcription by RNA polymerase III. The transcript has 2 exons. The record is from RefSeq and is a predicted model, not a curated record. Lineage: Eukaryota; Fungi; Ascomycota; Sordariomycetes; Ophiostomatales; Ophiostomataceae. The coding region runs from base 1 to 876 and encodes 291 amino acids.